Dujonia railenensis is the source of this 780-nucleotide messenger RNA. NCBI's taxonomy places the organism in Eukaryota, Fungi, Ascomycota, Pichiomycetes, Serinales, Debaryomycetaceae. The record is from the annotation of a GenBank genome assembly.
AUGGACUCAAACGUUUAUAUUGGAUCUAUCCCGUUCGAUCAAACUGAGGAGCAGGUAAUGGAGAUAGCCAAGUCUAUUGGUCCCGUUGUCGACAUGAAGUUGCUCUUCGAUCCCAUGACGGGGAAGUCAAGAGGAUACGCCUUUGUCAAGUACAUUGAUCACGAGACCGCUGCUUCAGCAGUUAGAAACUUGAAUAACUUGCCCAUUGGGAAUAGAAACUUAAAAUGCUCCUAUGCCGCCGAAAACUCCAUGGAACUGGAGUUGGGAGUAGUUGGUAGUGCUCAAGGUUCAGGGUCUGGCGCAGGUUCUGCAUCCGGAGCCGGAUCUGGAUCGUCUUCAUCGUUACCUAUUUUACCGCCUGGUAUGUCGUUGUUUCCCAAUCAAACCGCUCCCCAAGCGGUAUCUGCGGUGCUAUCCACACUAGACCAAUCUCAGUUUCUUCAGCUCCUUAUUGAAGCUAAGAAAAUGUGUCAAACAAAUCCACAAUUGGCUCAGUCCUUGUUUGAACAGAGUCCGCAGUUGGCCCAUGCUUUAGUGGAGUCUCUGUUAAUCUUACACUUGACUACCCCAGACAUCAUUCAGUUGUGCUUAAAUAAACCCGAAAUAGAAUUGGAGCAGUUGACUCCUGACCAUGAACAAUUAUUGCAGAGCGUGUCUAGGUUGACGGAACAGGAAUUGAAGGUAUUAAGUCCAGAGAAGCGAGAAAUAGUGUUGAAAAUCAAGAAGGAGAUCGAAAAGGGAUCGUACGGUACUAUACCGAACACAGCUGGGGGCUCCUAG